GAAUUGUAAUCGAAAUAUCGCGAUCACAGAUUUUGUUCAGACCAAAUAUGAACGCAAAACCUCAAGUUAAUGGGUCGCUUUUACCAGCUUUUAAAGGAAAAACAGUGGUUCUUUUGGGAAUAGCUGAAGGACCGAUUCGAAACGGAACGUUUGAAGUGAAAGCAAGCGAUGGAAAGAUGGUUCACAUAGAUGUUCCCGAAGAUGUUGAAGAAGAGAUGAACAGCCUUGUUCAGGUAAUUGGCACUGUCCAGCCAAACUGUCAUAUUUCGUGUACUGAGUAUAGCAUUCUGCCAGAAAUGAACAAGGAAAACUUUGAUAUGGAGGCGUAUGACAAAGCUAUAAAGUUUAUGCACGCUCAUGAGAAGUACUUUCCUUUGAUCUGA
Molecule: messenger RNA, 383 nt
Organism: Dimorphilus gyrociliatus
Lineage: Eukaryota; Metazoa; Annelida; Polychaeta; Dinophilidae
Source: the annotation of a GenBank genome assembly